Equus caballus (horse) is the source of this 2779-nucleotide messenger RNA. RefSeq names its product cysteine sulfinic acid decarboxylase (gene CSAD). Gene Ontology annotation, cellular component: cytoplasm. Gene Ontology annotation, biological process: carboxylic acid metabolic process; taurine biosynthetic process. Gene Ontology annotation, molecular function: sulfinoalanine decarboxylase activity; pyridoxal phosphate binding. The record is from RefSeq and is a predicted model, not a curated record. NCBI's taxonomy places the organism in Eukaryota, Metazoa, Chordata, Mammalia, Perissodactyla, Equidae.
GAGAUGGGACUAUUAGGUACAAAAUCCUCAGGCCAUACGACCUGUAGUGGGCUGAAUCUGUUUUUUCUUUUUUGCCGGGCGCUCUCUUCGAAGCUCAGAAAGAGGACAUUAGUCAAGAAGAGUUUUCUUUCUGGGUCAACAGAAGAAACUGGUCUCCUGGGCAAGGAGGGGCGGCCAACAGGAGCAAAAGUAACUGAAGCCUCCUCUGGAGAAACUGCAACAGGCAACUGCUAGGAUUUGCCAGCAGGAAAUGGAAGAAGGGGGCGGAGGCCCUUCGGGGCUUUUGCGGCGAGUGGGCCGGCCCGCGGAGCGCGCACUCUAUUGAGGCGGCUGCAAUUGGGGUGGAGAAACGCUCAGGGGCGAUCGCUGGGCGCUCGGGGAGCGGGCAGAAACCCGACAGGCAGUGCGCGCCCGGGCCGCCCCACAUGUGCGCGUUCUCCGAAUCCUCCUGAAGGUACGGAAACUCGCUACGGAGGGGGAAGGCAGACAGGCGAAGCGCGGCGCUGCGCAUCCCCUCCCUUCCUCCAGCCAGCCAGCCAGCCAGCCAGCCAGCCUGCCAGCCAGCCAGCCAGCCAGCCAGCCAGCCGCUGCGCCCGCCGCACGAACCCACAGGAGAGCCCGAGAGCGCGGAGCAGCGCGCGAGGCUGCCCUGGGCUAACUGAGCAGAAUUAACCAGCUGGCUUUCUUCGUGACUGGUCCACUCUCUUGAGAGCUCUGGGCCUGACCUCCUCAUGCGAGUAUCUGUAGCCCCAGGACACCUGCUCGUGGAUUCACCCUGAUGGCUGACUCUGAACCGCUCCUCUCCCUUGAUGGGGACCCCGUGGCUGCAGAAGCCUUGCUCCGGGAUGUGUUUGGGAUCAUUGUGGAUGAGGUCAUUCGGAAAGGGACCAGUGCCUCCGAGAAGGUCUGCGAGUGGAAGGAGCCGGAGGAGCUGAAGCAGCUGCUGGAUUUGGAGCUGCGGAGCCAUGGGGAGUCACGGGAGCAGAUCCUGGAGCGGUGCCGGGCUGUCAUCCGCUACAGCGUGAAGACCUGUCACCCUCACUUCUUCAACCAGCUCUUCUCAGGGUUGGAUCCCCACGCUCUGGCCGGGCGCAUUGUCACCGAGAGCCUUAACACCAGCCAGUACACUUAUGAAAUCGCCCCCGUGUUUGUGCUCAUGGAAGAAGAGGUCCUGAAGAAACUCCGGGCGCUGGUGGGCUGGAGCUCUGGCGAUGGGGUCUUCUGCCCUGGUGGCUCCAUCUCCAACAUGUAUGCUGUGAACCUGGCCCGCUAUCAGCGCUACCCGGAUUGCAAGCAGAGGGGCCUCCGGGCACUGCCGCCCCUGGCCCUCUUCACAUCGAAGGAGUGUCAUUACUCCAUCAAGAAGGGAGCUGCUUUUCUGGGACUUGGCACUGACAGUGUCCGAGUGGUCAAGGCAGAUGAGAGAGGGAAAAUGAUCCCUGAGGAUCUGGAGAGGCAGAUCAGUCUGGCCGAGGCGGAGGGUGCUGUGCCAUUCCUGGUCACUGCCACCUCUGGCACGACCGUGCUGGGGGCCUUUGAUCCCCUGGAGGCGAUUGCUGAUGUGUGCCAGCGUCAUGGGCUGUGGCUGCAUGUGGACGCCGCCUGGGGUGGGAGUGUCCUGCUCUCACAGACACACAGACAUCUCCUGGCUGGGAUCCAGAGGGCGGACUCCGUGGCCUGGAAUCCCCACAAGCUCCUCACAGCAGGCCUGCAGUGCUCAGCUCUCCUGCUCCGGGAUACCUCGAACCUGCUCAAGCGCUGCCACGGGUCCCAGGCCAGCUACCUCUUCCAGCAGGACAAGUUCUACGACGUGGCUCUGGACACAGGAGACAAGGUGGUGCAGUGCGGCCGCCGCGUGGACUGUCUGAAGCUGUGGCUCAUGUGGAAGGCCCAGGGCGGGCAAGGGCUGGAGCAGCGAGUGGACCAGGCCUUCGCCCUUGCCCGGUACCUGGUGGAGGAAUUGAAGAAGCGGGAAGGAUUUGAGUUGGUUAUGGAGCCUGAGUUUGUCAACGUGUGUUUCUGGUUCGUCCCGCCCAGCCUGCGGGGGAAACAGGGGAGUCCAGAUUAUGCUGAAAGGCUUGCCAAGGUGGCCCCGGUACUUAAAGAGCGCAUGGUGAAGGAGGGCUCCAUGAUGGUUGGCUACCAGCCCCACGGGACCCGGGGCAACUUUUUCCGCAUGGUUGUGGCCAACCCGGCUCUGACCCAGGCUGAUAUGGACUUCUUCCUCAAUGAGCUGGAACGGCUAGGCCAGGACCUCUGAGCCCCCUCCUUGCCAGUGGGCUUGGCAUCCCGGCCCCACCCGCCCUAUGUGUUCCCCGCUGUCUUCUCAAGAACAGCCUUCCUAGGAAACACAGCGGUCUUAACAAUGUUUAUAUGCUUUGACCCACUAACUCUCCUAUUCGAUAUUUGAUAUCAGGAAGAUGUUUAAAUGAAUAGUAUAUCCAUAUGGUGGGAUGUUGUUCUGCCAUUGAAAUUAUGUUUACAAAGAAGAUUUUUAUUGCUAUGAAAAAAAUAAUUUUAAUAUAAUGUUAUGUUGAAAAAGCUGGAUACGAGACUUUAUUUAUAGUAAUAUCUGGGCUAUAUUUAAAAAUUUACAUAGGAAAAGACUGAUGAAAUGAAAUAUGCCAAAAUGUUAAUAUUAAUAGUUUUCCCUGGGAUAGGAUUAUAGGCAAUUUAAAAGUGAACUUCUUUAUACCUUUUGUGCUCCCCCCUUCUAGUAUAUAAUGAAUAUGUGUAAGUUUUGUUAUAGGAAACUAAUAAAGUUAAAAUUUCAACUGUA